Messenger RNA from Macroventuria anomochaeta, 627 nucleotides. RefSeq lists its product as uncharacterized. Lineage: Eukaryota; Fungi; Ascomycota; Dothideomycetes; Pleosporales; Didymellaceae. The coding region runs from base 1 to 447 and encodes 148 amino acids. The transcript is spliced from 2 exons. The record is from RefSeq and is a predicted model, not a curated record.
AUGAGUAGUACAGAGCGAGCAACCCCUGUUGUCCCUAGGCGCCGGCCGGGCGGCCUCAGUGUGCUGCGCCUUCCUCCAGGUCUUCGCGUCAGUCCAGCUGAGGGCAGAGGUCAGAACUGGAAGGACUGGAACAAGCAAAUUCUCAAUGCUGCCACCGCAAUUGACGCCCGGGGUAUCAUCAAGGGCGACACACCAGCCCCAGGAUUUCAGGACAAUGACUUAUGUUGGGAGGAGAUGACACUCCGCAGGCCACAGCUCACCACAGAGAUGGACACAGACGCCAUUCAGAAGGAGCUUAAGGCCGCAGAAGAGUACAACAAGUACAUCCGCCCUCUUAACAACGACAAGUGCACCGAGAAGUUACGCCGCAAGCAGGAGUAUGGCCACUGGCACACACGAGAUGGGCAUCUCGUGUGUGCCAAAUUCUACUCACUUUCUGCCCCUUGAGAAUAGCUACCGAUUUGUUCCAUAAUAAUGCCAUAUCUAGGCAACACAUCAGGGCUCCGGAAGUGACCCUUACAUCGGAAGCCUACACUAUAAAAUCGGUCGUCAACAAGAACAGGACCCGCGUCGUUUGGCGAGAGCGCUGAGCUGGCUGGACUCUUUACUCGACCUGCUUGGUCUUUC